Molecule: messenger RNA, 1098 nt
Organism: Neoarthrinium moseri
Lineage: Eukaryota; Fungi; Ascomycota; Sordariomycetes; Amphisphaeriales; Apiosporaceae
Exons: 5
Coding region: 1-1098 (365 amino acids)
Source: RefSeq, a predicted model, not a curated record
AUGGCUGGGCCCAUCGGUGCCAUGCUCUACCAAGCCUACAUGAAAUGGUUCCCGAUUCCGCUUCCAGCCCCAGACUCCUUCUCUGGGCAGACCGCCGUCGUGACCGGCGGCACCAGCGGCUUGGGCCUGGCCGCUGCCGUGCACCUCGUCAACCUUGGCGCCUCCGAAGUCAUAAUCUCGAGCCGCAAUCCCUCGCGGGCACAUGAUGCGCUGGAGGCUAUCGAGAGAGCCACAGGCGGCAAGAGCAAGGGCAAAAUGAGAGUCCUCGAUCUGGACAUGGAGAAAUAUGCAAGUGUUGUUGCGUUCGCAGAGGAGGUCAAGGCAAUCAAGGAGGGCAAGGGCGGUGUCGAUGUUCUGAUUCUGAACGCCGGUGUUGCGGGCGUGGACCACAAGCUCUCGGAUGAGGGAUGGGAGCAGAAUAUCCAAGUCAACACCCUCUCGACCACGCUCCUGGCACUGCUCUUACUCCCGCACUUGAAAGCAGAGCGCCCGAACCGCCGCACGGCGGCACACCUCAGCAUCGUGGGCUCGAUGCGUUUCGGAGACCCUGACAUCAAAGAGUGGAAAUCCUGGCAAGUAGGGAACAAGGGCGAGGGCGAGGGUGUCCUCGAGCAUCUGAGCCGACGCGAAAACUUCCCCGGGCCUAGUGUCAUGUACGCCAGCACGAAACUGCUAGUAAUGUACGCCUUUACAGAGUUGGUGGAGUUGGCCAAAGGCACUGAUGGCCGGCCACAGGUGAUCCUCAACACCAUGUGCCCCGGCAUUGUCAAGACGGACCUGCCGCGCAAUUACAAGGGCAAAGGAGCCGUGUUCGUGGCCGGCAUCGGCGUCUUCUACGCCCUGUUCGGCAAGUCGGCCGCGGACGGGGCCCGCGCGUACUUGGCCGCCGUGACGACGGAAGAGAGCGAGCACGGCAAGUUCAUCCAGUUCUACAAGAGCGAGAAGCAGCUACAGGCCUUAUCAAACAGGGUCCUGACCUCCGAGGACGGAAAGCGGAUGCAGUCUCAGAUAUGGCGGGAAAUUACAGGGGAGCUUGGAAGAAAAGUACCAAAAGUCAGGGACUUUCUUGUCGUGUCACAGGUCACUGCAAAACGUUGA